GUGGGUGUUGCCAUUAACUUUGAUAUCUAUAAGCUCCAGUGACGACUUGACACCAGACGGGGCCUGAGUUUGUUCAGUCGAGCAAUAAAAGCAAACAAGAUAAUAACAUUUCUAAAUUCAAUCAAUCAAAUAAUGAAUACGUCUAUUUUAGGGUCCACUUAAAAUAGUUGUUGGACGUUUGGAGACAUGCAAAGGACCAAAAAGAAAAAAUUGCUCUGAAAUAAAAAUGUGGUCGAAAGGUGGUAUCCUCAGCUACGAUAUCUUCGUCAAAUCAAGUUUUAAACUCACAGUCGGUCGUAUAGUAGCCACAUCAAAUGGUAAAGAAAUGGUUAAGUUUCACAUGAGGGAACCAUGCGACCACUUCCUAAUAAAACAUUUGUUUCGAAUUAAUAUGAAUAUUACCAAAGACUGUACAGUUAAAAAGGAGCAUUACAUAUUUAAAAUCGACCUGGAAGACUUAACUGAGAAUUACUUCGGUGGCAAAUAUUUUUACGGGAACUGGACAUUUCGAUCGGUCUUCGCCGGCAGCGAAUGUAAUUUAUUAUGUACAAUUACGGAACUGAUAAUGACACCAAAAAAGAGAAACUAA
Bombyx mori (domestic silkworm) is the source of this 589-nucleotide messenger RNA. RefSeq lists its product as uncharacterized. The coding region runs from base 227 to 589 and encodes 120 amino acids. The record is from RefSeq and is a predicted model, not a curated record. NCBI's taxonomy places the organism in Eukaryota, Metazoa, Arthropoda, Insecta, Lepidoptera, Bombycidae. The transcript is spliced from 3 exons.